GUAUUCAUAAUGAAUGAGCUUCUACGGUGACCUGAAGAAGCACAGGUCAUUGAUACAACUUACAAGUAAAUUGAAACAAUAUUUUUCAAAUGUAGUAUUUCAACAUGUAAAUCAUCAAUAAUAUUGUGAUUUAAUUCUACUUGAAUUAAUUUGUUACAUGGAUUAUGCUUCAUAGUCAGCUGGGAAAUUUAAUUCUGCAAAUCAUUUUAUUUCCAAGACCUAAGGAAAUAGUAGGAGUGUAUCCCCCGCGCAGUGUCAUAUGAUCAUGUCACCUGACACAAUGUCUCGUGAGUUGCAGUACAUUUGCAGCUACAGGUAUUAAUUUUAAGCCACUGUGCGUGAAUCUCAUGCUCAGCCAAAAUCUCUUCACUUGCCGUACUCCUAUUUCCACUUGAAUUUCCAAAGGAAAAAUACGGGAUUCAGUCGAGUCAUGAGGGAUUUUGCUGUAAUCUUGCUCCUGGCGACUACAGUGCCUGUUUUUGUCGUCGGCGAUACGCCAGCAAAUUGUACCUACGAAGACGUCGCCGGGGAAUGGGUUUUCGAAGUCAGCGGCUAUGGCGGUGACAACAAAAUUGAUUGCGCAAAGCCAGGUCCUGUUACAUAUAAGUUGCAUGUGCAGUUGCUUUUCCCUGAUGUGGCAGUGGAUCUAGAAUUUGGCACCAAAGGAUUCUGGACCCUAAUCUACAACCAGGGUUUUGAAGUUGUGCUCAACAAUAGGAAGUACUUUGCUUUCUCAGAAUACACUCAGAAUGGAAGUCAGGUCACCAUGAACUGCUCUCAGACCUUACCUGGUUGGUCACAUAAUACCAUGGGAACUGACUGGGCCUGCUAUGUAGGCAGGAAAAUGGGUCCAUCAAAGGUAUAUCAACACACUGUCAGUAAACAAAGGCAUCAGUACUUCAGCCAGAAGAUGUACCAGAAUGAUAAGAAGAUGGUGGAAAAGAUCAACAGAGUUCAGAAAUCCUGGAAGGCAACAGUCUAUCCCGAGCAUGAGAGGUAUACAGUGGAAGACAUGCAGAGGAGAGCAGGUGCCAUGAAUGGCCUAGGAACUUUCAGACCUCACCCUUCACCUGUCACAUCUAAAACAUCCAUGGCAGCAUUCUCACUGCCAGAGUCAUUUGACUGGAGAGAUGUAGAUGGGCAGAACUUUGUAUCACCAGUUAGAAACCAGGCUCAGUGUGGAAGUUGCUUUUCCUUUGCUGCGUUGGCAAUGUUGGAAGCUAGACUGCGUAUAGCAACCAACAACACGGUUCAGAAGGUGUUUGCUCCUCAGGAUGUGGUGGCCUGCAGUGAAUAUUCACAGGGAUGUAAUGGAGGAUUUCCAUAUUUGAUAGCUGGUAAAUAUGCUGAGGAUUUUGGUGUGGUAGAGGAAUCCUGUUACCCAUACCAAGGAGUGGAUACAGAAUGCAGCAAGGAAAAGGCAGACUGUCGUCGAUACUACGCCACUGACUACCAAUACAUCGGAGGAUUCUAUGGGGCCUGCAAUGAAGAGCUCAUGCGCCUCGCCCUGGUCAAGAAUGGUCCGAUCGCAGUUGGGUUUGAGGUCUACGGUGAUUUCAUGAGCUACAAAGGGGGUGUCUAUCACCACACGGGGAUCAAGAAUUCUCUGCUGGGAUUCAACCCCUUUGAGCUGACCGACCACGCCGUGCUGGUGGUUGGGUAUGGAGUGGAUGAGGCUUCUGGGUUGAGCUUCUGGACUGUAAAGAACAGCUGGGGUACAGGAUGGGGCGAAGAUGGUUACUUUAGGAUCCAAAGGGGUACUGAUGAGUGUGCUAUUGAGAGCAUGGCCAUGCAGUCAUUUCCUGUCUUUCCAUAGCUUCCUUUUUCCAUUUUGAAUUUAACUUUUAGGUAUACAAAAAAUUACUUUUCUACAUAUCGGCAAUAUUGAAAGUUAUUGUGUUAAAAAUCUUUCUCUUAUUUUGUCAUAGUUUUCACUAUAUCUGUAUCCUUGUCUCUCCUUUCUAGUCAUCAGUGAGGUAAAAGUUAACUUGUCUAAAGGCAUUUCAUGUCAAUCUUGUCUUUCCAUGAACAUAUUUUUUUAUAUGAUAUCAUUGAUAUUGUGUGUGAGUGAAAUGAAACAAUGCUAUUUAUUCAUGAUAAAUAGUAUUUUCAGUAGUAUGAUCUCUUUCUCUCUCUCUCUCUCUUUCUAUCUCUCAUCUCAAGCCCCCACCUUUGCUCCCAUGUCAUCAAACUGACCUGCAUACAACUUUUUCUCAGCCAUCUCUAGACCAUUUCUAGUCGAUGAAAUUGAUUUAAUGUUUUGUGUUAUAACUAAAUAUGACUUUUAAGGAAGUUCCCAGGAUUUUUGCACAUCGAUCCUGAUCUGCACAUGUUUGACGCUAUGCACAUUGACAUCACGAGGACUUAACAUGUGAUUGAUCAGCUUAAAAAGUGAUAUGUAUGUGAUCUGUAUUCUUACUGCCAAUCUGUAAUGAUUGACAUAAGAAAUAGAUUAGCAUGAGUGAGUGUAUGGGCCACUUUUUGCAUAUUUUGCUGAUGUAAAGAUACCAAAGCAACUCUGAAUAGUUUGGUAAAGAUAACAUGGAUUUCAUUUUAACUGCGGAAAAUCUUAAGUAUGUCCGAAAGCCUUGAAGUGAAAAUCCUUCAAUUCUAUUGAAAGGACAAUGCUUCCAAACACCUGUGCCAAAAAUCUAACAUGAUGAUUAUGUUUAAGAAUAUUAUAUCCACCAAAUAUAAUGUAUGUAAGAAUCACACUCUAUGCCCACAAAUAUUUACUCCUUUCCUUGUCAAAUACUUUUUCACCACCAAGUGAUAACAUGUGUAGUUUAUUGCUGAUUUAUUGUUGAGGAAAAUAAUUGUUAGUGAUCAACAGAUGAUAAUGUGGUUUUCUCAAUCAAAUUCCUCUGUGAUGAAUAUGUUAAUUCAUAUAAUUAUUGGAUAAAAGAAGAAAUUUGACUCAUGAUCUCUCUCUUGCCUAUCCAAAUAUUCAUGCUGUGAUGUGUUUGUUUGAAUUAUACUCCUAUAAUAUUGCUGCAAUUUCCUAUUUUUCUCAGAUUAAGAAAUCAUCAUUCUCUUUAUAGAAACUUCUCAAACAUGAAUACUCUCAUAAGUUUGUAUAAUUUGUUGGUUUAAAAAUCAGUUUGCAAGGAAGCAUAACUCUGAGGUUGCUCUUGUAUCUACAUUUGAUAUUUAUGUUUGUGUUUGUGUAGUGUUUAUGCCAAAGACCAUUUUAUCAUGCCAAAUACCAUUUUAUCAAAUAUUGAAAACAAUAUGCUUACAAUGAAGCCUGCACUUUCUGAACGAACAAAACAUUGGAAUUGUAAAACACAGUGUAAACCCUGGCAAGCCCCUCCAAUCCUUUCAUCAAAAUACUAUGGUUCAACUGCAUCUUAUUACUGUUUUUGUCAGUCUCACUAAACCUGUUGACUACUUCAUUCUUUAAUUCCCAUUGACUUCUAGUAUAGAGAUCACCAUCCAUCCAUGCAGUUUCAACAUGUUAACUUGUCCACUUAUCUUUAGCCCAAUUUAAGUGAUUGAUGUAAUAUUUUUCUCGUUUGUCAGCAUAUGUACUUUCAGAUCAUAUCCAUCUUGCCAAUGUAGUUUUUACCGCUCCCCUGUCCCUGCUCAGAGAGUUCCAGUGCUACUGUCCCUAUAUACUUCCUUAGUCUGAAAUCUUACUUUGAGGCUUUCAAAUCAAAAGUAGCAGAAUCAGAUAUUUGUCUCUCACCUCUUCUUUGUUUGUAUUUCAUCACAAUUGAUUGGAUUAGGUGUAUCACAUUAUUUAUGUAACAGUACUUAACUACCGGCACUUUUUACCUGUAAUCAAUGAAUAUGAAAAUGAAACUAUUGAUGUGAAUUGGUAAUUUUGUUACAUAAUUGCUGCAUUUAUGUUGGAUUAAAGUUAUUGGAAUGGCAGUAACUUUAAAUUACCUUAUAAUUUCAUAGAUUGUGAAUGGUUGUGUGAAAGUAUAAUUAUUGUAGUAAAGUGGUUGUCUGUCCUAUAUCUCUAUUCAUUUUUAUGAUUUAAAAUCAUAUUUCAUAUGUGCCCAAAUUCUAAUGUUAUGAAAUGAUUGAUGAUAAUUAAAAGAAAGUAUUUGAUAUUUAGGUUCUAA
Molecule: messenger RNA, 4073 nt
Organism: Lytechinus pictus (painted urchin)
Lineage: Eukaryota; Metazoa; Echinodermata; Echinoidea; Temnopleuroida; Toxopneustidae
Product: dipeptidyl peptidase 1-like
Exons: 6
Coding region: 431-1816 (461 amino acids)
Cellular component (GO): lysosome
Molecular function (GO): cysteine-type endopeptidase activity
Source: RefSeq, a predicted model, not a curated record